Molecule: messenger RNA, 1565 nt
Organism: Acanthochromis polyacanthus (spiny chromis)
Lineage: Eukaryota; Metazoa; Chordata; Actinopteri; Pomacentridae
Gene: pcmtl
Product: l-isoaspartyl protein carboxyl methyltransferase, like
Exons: 9
Coding region: 119-868 (249 amino acids)
Biological process (GO): protein modification process
Cellular component (GO): cytoplasm
Molecular function (GO): protein-L-isoaspartate (D-aspartate) O-methyltransferase activity
Source: RefSeq, a predicted model, not a curated record
UGUCAUACGCAGAUCAGAGAACCAGGAAAUGUCUCUAAGGUAGAAGUGACGGACGGUGACGAACUAAGGGUUACAAGCGCUGACCGCCAUAUCACUGCAGGGAGGUCCACUGUGGGAGAUGCGAGCGGCGUUGCGCCUGGCAGUAGUGGCUGUCCCUAUGGGUGUGCUGCUGUCCCGGACCAUGGCGUGGAUGUCCAGCGGCAAAACUCAUCCAGAGCUCAUUAGCAGGCUGAGGGAUCAUGGCGUGAUCCGUGAUGACAGAGUGUUCAAUGCCAUGUUGGCAACUGACAGAGGGAUUUACUCCAGAGACUAUCCUUAUGCAGACUCUCCUCAGUCCAUAGGCUACAGGGCGACCAUCAGUGCACCACACAUGCAUGCUCAUGCGUUGGAGCUGUUAAGUGACAAAUUAACUGAAGGGGCUUCUGCACUGGAUGUAGGUUCAGGAAGUGGAUAUCUCACUGCAUGCUUUGCAAGAAUGACAGGGCCCAGUGGUAGGGUGGUUGGCAUUGAACACAUUGAUGAACUGGUGCAAAUGUCGAUAAAAAAUGUGCAAGCUGACGACGCAGAGCUGCUCUCCUCCGGACGCAUCAGACUUGUAGUGGGAGAUGGAAGACUUGGCUUCCCAGAUGGAGCGCCGUAUGAUGCCAUUCAUGUGGGUGCAGCUGCAGCUACUGUUCCUAAGGCUCUCCUGGAGCAGCUGAAGCCAGGUGGGCGGUUGGUUCUUCCAGUGGGCCCUGAUGGUGGCAAUCAGGUGUUAGAGCAGUAUGAUCGUCAGAGUGACGGGACGUUCCUCAAGAAAGCUCUGAUGGGAGUGAUUUAUGUGCCCUUGACUGACAAGAGGCACCAGUGGCCUGGAGGUGAGCUCUGACUGCAGUGUGGUUGCCCCUGCAGGAGGUGGCGUUGGUGCUGCGUCUCUGGGGCCGUGUAGCACUCCUCACAGUUUCACUGAGCUCCUGUCUUAACAACCUCCUGCUCGGCUGGGUUGUCACCUAGCAACGUACAAGGAGGAUCUUGCUCUGUUUGCUUGACCAGAUUGUCUUCCCAGGGAGCUAAAACAAUGAGUGAUUGGAUAAGUGACUGUGCGUCUACUGAUUACCCUUUUCCCAGAAUGCUUAGGAUCGGGUAGAGAGUUAUGUGAAUAUGGUGAUGGACAAAAAACAGUUGUACACAGUGUUGUUCAUGUGGAAGCUUGUGGAGUUUGAUAUAUUUGCGGUUACAUCUUGAAAAGCAACAGUGUGUGUUACUAUGGAUGGUUGUGGGGAAUUCAGAUGAAUUGUAUAAUCUUAUGGUAAUGCUUUGAUCAUGAAUACAGAAAUGCAUAAAGACAACCCUGAGUACAAGCCAAGGAAUUUCAAUAGAUAUUUAGUAAAUUAACAAAGUAAUAUAUUUUCUGGUAAGAUGGCUUCUUACUUGCAUCAUAAACUGUAUGUGUGGAAUUCGUCCUGUUUGACAUUUUUAUAGUAGAGCAGGGGGAAGUUGGGACGAAAAGUGAGGUAUUUUUAAACUAUACAAAUAUUGUAAUUAUGUGUAUACAGUGCAUUUAUUAAUAAAACUCACUAAAUGAA